Molecule: messenger RNA, 1269 nt
Organism: Limanda limanda (common dab)
Lineage: Eukaryota; Metazoa; Chordata; Actinopteri; Pleuronectiformes; Pleuronectidae
Product: tropomyosin alpha-1 chain-like
Exons: 9
Coding region: 175-1029 (284 amino acids)
Biological process (GO): muscle contraction; actin filament organization
Cellular component (GO): actin filament
Molecular function (GO): actin filament binding
Source: RefSeq, a predicted model, not a curated record
UCUGAGCUCCCCUCUCUGUCUCCCUCUCCUCCUCUCUUCAUCUGCCACUCGCCCUCCCCGUUAACUUUGUGAGGGCUCCUGUGAGCGCUUUCUCCUCUCAGCAUCUGCAACGGCUUCUCACCCAGAAGAAAUAAAAGUUUUUUUCUGCAAGACGCCCGAGACCCGACCGUUGCCAUGGAGGCCAUCAAGAAGAAGAUGCAGAUGCUGAAGUUGGACAAGGAGAACGCCAUUGACAGGGCGGAACAGGCCGAGUCGGACAAAAAGGCAGCAGAGGAUAAAUGCAAGCUGCUGGAGGAUGAGCUGCUGGCUAUGCAGAAGAAGCUGAAGGGAACAGACGACGAGCUGGACAAGUACUCGGAGGCUCUGAAGGAUGCUCAGGAGAAUCUGGAAAUGUCGGAGAAGAAGGCCGGAGACGCCGAGGGCGAUGUGGCGUCUCUGAACCGCAGGAUCCAGCUGGUGGAGGAGGAGCUGGACCGCGCCCAGGAGAGACUGGCCACAGCCCUGCAGAAACUGGAGGAGGCAGAGAAAGCUGCAGAUGAGAGCGAAAGAGGCAUGAAGGUGAUUGAAAACAGAGCCAUGAAAGACGAGGAGAAGAUGGAGAUCCAGGAGAUGCAACUCAAAGAGGCCAAGCACAUUGCUGAGGAGGCCGACCGCAAAUAUGAGGAGGUUGCCCGUAAACUGGUAAUCCUGGAGGGUGAGCUGGAGAGAGCAGAGGAGAGGGCAGAGAUCUCAGAACUGAAAUGUGGUGACCUGGAAGAGGAGCUCAAGAACGUCACCAACAACCUCAAAUCGCUAGAGGCUCAGUCUGACAAGUACUCUGAGAAAGAAGACAAAUAUGAGGAGGAGAUAAAAGUCCUCAGCGACAGACUCAAGGAGGCGGAAACCCGUGCAGAGUUUGCAGAAAGGACAGCGGCUAAACUGGAAAAGACCAUAGAUGACUUAGAAGAGAAACUAUCAUCUGCAAAAGAGGAGAACCAAGAAAUGCAACAAGUCCUGGACCAAACACUGCAGGAACUGAACAGCUUGUAAAAGGCCGUCAAGGACGUCAAGCAAUUUAAAAAAAGCCUAUUUUCUACAUGCCAUCCAUUCCCUGUCAUUUUACUCUUAUUUCUGACUGUUUAAACACUUGUACCCCUUUUUAUAUAUUUAUGUUUCCUUUGUGUCUUUUCUCUUUUUUUAAAUACGGUUUUGGGUCCAUCUGAAUUUAGUCGUUGUGCUGGACAUUGUGUUAGACCAAACUCUGAGCACAAAUAAAGCUGAUGACAAUGA